GGCCGGGAGCGGAAAACAUCGAUCUGGAUGAACUUUCAUUGUUGUCACUCUACAGGCAGUAGAGAUAAUCACCGGCAUCUUCUAUCCGGUGUCCCGCAGACCGGUCAUCGGUUUAAAGCAUUUAACCCCUUAAAAAGCUGGAUAAGAACAUCUUCAGCUCCGGCUGGAAUCUUAUUCCUCCCCAUAUAGACUCUUCUCUAUAGAUCUUUCCCAGUAUCCAGGAACUGAUGCAUCCAGGCUCCUUAGAUCCAGCAUAGAAUUUCCCCCUUUGCUGUCCUUGUUUUUAUUCUGCAGCUGCCCCCCCACCCAAAAUAUAUUAUACAGACCCCCCCCCCCGGAGCAACAUGUCAGAAUCGAGCACCACAACAGUGGUGUCUGACCCCCAGCAUGCUGCCAAGCUCCUGCGGGCACUGGGCUCUUUUAGGGAGGAAGCUGACUUCUGUGAUGCCCUUCUGGUUCUGGAGGAGCAAGAAAUCCCCGUGCAAAGAAAUAUCCUGGCAGCAGCGAGUCCCUACAUAAGAGCAAAACUUAACUAUAACCCUCCGAAGGGCGACGGGUCAGCAUAUCGGAUUGAAAUGGAUGGGAUUUCCGUGGCUGUCAUGAAAGAGAUCCUGGACUUUAUAUUCAGUGGAGAGAUAAGGCUCAGCGAGGAGACCAUUCAAGACGUGGUUCAAGCAGCUGACCUAUUGCUCCUCACUGACCUGAAGACCUUGUGCUGCGAGUUUCUGGAGGGUUGCAUCACCGCGGAGAACUGCAUCGGCAUUAGAGAUUUUGCCUUGCAUUACUGCCUCAACCAUGUCUACUACCUGGCCACGGAAUACCUGGAGACCCAUUUCAGGGAUGUCAGCUCCACGGAGGAGUUUCUGGAGCUCGGUCCUGUGAAGCUGAAAGAAGUCCUGUCUCUGGAGAAAUUGAAUGUGGGGAAUGAAAAAUACGUGUUUGAAGCCGUGCUGCGUUGGAUAAACCAUGAUGCAGAAGUGAGGAAAGUCCACAUGAAGGAGGUGACCUCUGCCCUUUGGGUUAAUGGUCUAGAUUCCAAUUACUUGCGCGAGCAAAUGGUAAACCAGCCCUUGGUGAGAGAAAUGGUGAGAGAGUGCAGCAAUAUCCCCCUGAGUCAGCCCCAGCAGGGAGAGGCAGUCCUGGCCUCCUUCAAACCCAGGGGCUACUCGGAAUGCAUCGUCACAGCCGGCGGGGAGGAACGAACGUCACGAAAGCCAAUGGCAGCAGUCCGAUGCAUGUGUCCGUUGUACGAUCGAAGCAGGCAACUGUGGAUUGAGUUGGCGCCAUUAAGUACGGCGCGUGUCAAUCACGGAGUGCUUUCUGCAGAGGGCUUUCUGUUUGUACUCGGUGGGCAAAACCAAGACAACGAAACUCUAAGCUCUGGAGAGCAGUAUGAUCCUGAUACCAACUCAUGGAGUCCUAUACCCCCAAUGCUUGAGGAAAGGCAUAGUUUUGGCGUCGUGGAGAUUGACGGAGUCAUAUACGUACUAGGUGGCGAGAAUGGAGACCAUGAAUUACUAUCUAUGGAGUCGUACGACUUUUGUACCAAAACCUGGACCAAGCAGCAAAACAUGACCAUGGUUAGAAAGAUCGGCUGCUACGCGACAAUGAAAAAGAAAAUCUAUGCAAUGGGAGGAGGCUCCUACGGAAAACUCUUUGAAUCUGUUGAAUGUUACGACCCCAAAACUCAGCAAUGGACGGCGAUAUGCCCGCUGAAAGAGAGGAGGUUUGGUGCGGUCGCAUGCGGAGUUGGCUUGGAGCUGUACGUCUUUGGCGGCGUUCGGAGUCGGGAGAACGAAACUCAGAACAGUGACAUGGUGGCGUGUAAAUCCGAGUUCUAUCACGAUGACUUCAAACGGUGGAUCUACAUAAACGAUCAGAACUUAUGCAUUCCAACAAGUUCUUCCUUUGUCUAUGGAGCUGUGCCCAUUGGCGCCAGUAUCUACGUAAUUGGCGAUCUGGAUACAGGUACGAGCUACGAUUACGUCCGAGAGUUUAAGAGGAGCACCGGGACGUGGCAUCACACCAGACCCCUACUACCCUCGGAUCUUCGGCGUACCGGGUGUGCGGCUUUACGCAUUGCGAACUGCCGACUGUUCCGGCUGCAGCUUCAGCAAGGACUGUUCCGAAUCCGUAUCCCCGUAUGAAAUGUUACAAUCGGAUACGGACUGCGAAAUCUGAA
Molecule: messenger RNA, 2182 nt
Organism: Spea bombifrons (plains spadefoot toad)
Lineage: Eukaryota; Metazoa; Chordata; Amphibia; Anura; Pelobatidae
Gene: GAN
Product: gigaxonin
Exons: 11
Coding region: 345-2147 (600 amino acids)
Biological process (GO): cytoskeleton organization
Molecular function (GO): protein binding
Source: RefSeq, a predicted model, not a curated record